CAUUUUUUUUGUUGUCUUUUCUCUCUUUUUCCCAUAUGAGGAACUGUAAAAGUUUGAUGCCAUUGAAGCCUGUGACUUUCUUUGGAUCUAUCCCAUUUUAGCUACAGAAAAAAGAAGAGGUCUUGCUACAGGUUUUCCUCUUUUGUCCUAGUUCGAGUUUCUUGUGUCACCCCAUUUUAGAUUAUCUUUUCAAAAACUCAGUUGGAGGGUUUUGAAACUAAGCUAAGUGCUUAUGGCAGAUUGGUGUGGUGUCAUGGGCAAGGGAAGUGGUAGAGUUGGUGGCUAUGGUACUAGGAGAUCAAUGAGAGAUGAAGAUUUUGAAGAAGAAGAAGUUUGGUCAGUCAUGAAGGAGAUUGGAGAUUCAAGUUCUAACUCCAAGUACCCCUCUUCAGGUUCUUCUUCUUCUUCUUCUUCUUCUGCAUGGCAUAUCCCUACUGCUGCUCCAAGAACGAUUCCAUCAACAAAGCCAACUCCAACAAACCAUGGAGGCAAAGUAGUUCAACAACAGUCAUCAGCUCCUGUGAACAUCCCUGAUUGGUCAAAAAUUUACGGGAAAAACUCAAGGAAUAUGGGCUCAUGGGCUGAUCAUAACGGUAUUGCAUAUGAUGAUGGAGAUUAUCAUGUCAAUGAUGAUGAGGGUGGUGAUGAUGACAUAGUGCCUCCACAUGAGUGGUUAGCUAGGAAGCUUGCAAGGAGUCAAAUCUCUUCCUUCUCUGUGUGUGAAGGGAUUGGAAGGACACUCAAAGGGAGAGAUCUCAGUAAAGUAAGGAACGCUAUUUUGACAAAAACUGGCUUUCUAGAAUAGUGAAAAAGUUCUUCAACCACUAUUCAAAACCAAGCUUUACUGUCGUCUCCUCCUCCUCCUAAUUAAUUAAUCAUCAUUAUUAUCUAUUCCUUCACCACCAUCACAUCAUCAUCAUCAUCAAUUUUGUCAUUUUGUAAAAGGGGUCCCAUCUCCAUGUAGUGGUACUCUUUGGUUGUUGCUUGUAUUAAUUAUCAAAUCCAAAUCCAAUAUGGUGGUAUGUUAUGUCCUAUAUAUGGAGGUAUUUGAAAGUAGAAGCCACGGAGGUAGUAGAAAGUAGAUGUCUGAGCGGAGGGGAAAGUGAAAGUAAAAAAAAACAAGGGGGGGGGGGGGGGGGGGGGGGGUGUGGUAGCAGCCUCUGAGAUUUUGUCUGGUAGCUGGACAGAAUUUUGUGUUUUGAGUGAUGUAGUGAGGUUGUAAGAGGAUAGUAUAUGAACAAGAGUUUAAUCUUCCAUAUCUCUUUGCUUUCGGCUUCUAAUGCAUUAUAUUACUAUAGCCUUUUGUUUC
Molecule: messenger RNA, 1309 nt
Organism: Populus trichocarpa (black cottonwood)
Lineage: Eukaryota; Viridiplantae; Streptophyta; Magnoliopsida; Malpighiales; Salicaceae
Exons: 2
Coding region: 233-805 (190 amino acids)
Source: RefSeq, a predicted model, not a curated record